GAUGUAAAAUUUCUCCUUAAACAAAUAAUAAAAUUAAAAUUCUUUUUCUUUUUCUUGUCUUUAGACACCUGGUCUUAAACGUAAAACACGUUAUAGUGAACAUCCACUAAUAGAAAGUUCAGUUGGUUGA
Messenger RNA from Rotaria sordida, 130 nucleotides. NCBI's taxonomy places the organism in Eukaryota, Metazoa, Rotifera, Eurotatoria, Philodinida, Philodinidae. The record is from the annotation of a GenBank genome assembly.